AUGUAUUCAAGCUCUCCUUCAGAGGGUCCACUUUGCCUGAAAGAUAUCAAUGAAUGUAAAGAUGCAGUAUCAGUGUGUGGUCCAUACUCAGAUUGUAUUAACUUCAUUGGGAGUCACAUGUGUUCAUGCUGGAGUGGAUUUAAUACCUCCAAUAAAGACAGUCCUGUGAGCCGUAACAACUCAUGUCAGGAUAUAAAUGAAUGUCUGUUCAGUUCACCUGUAUGUGGUCCAAAUUCCAUCUGCACAAAUCAGCUGGGAAGUUAUAAUUGUUCAUGUCUGGAUGGGUUCACUGCAACAAACUCACUUCUCCUCAUCAGCAACAAUAACACAUGUAGAGAUGUGAAUGAAUGUCUUCAGACGACGGAGGUCUGUGGUCCAAACUCUCGUUGCACAAACUUAAUUGGGAGUUACAGCUGUUCCUGCUUGACUGGAUAUACAGUAACAAAUAGCAGUGAACUAGUCAGGGCCAGGAACCCAUGCAAUGUGACUCUGCCUUUGACUGAGUAUCUGAUUGAAAUUCAGAUCAAUAGCAUGGACAGCAGAAUGACUGAUCAGCUGAGGAACAUCCUGAUGUAUUUCAGUUUGCCCUACACAAUCAGUGACAGCACUAACAUCACAGAAAUCAACAUAACUACUGUGUGUUCCCUGAAUGAAACCCAGUAUCAGUGUAAAUGUGAGGGUCUGUUUGUUUGGCCGAAUGACACGUGUUACUUAUACGAGGCCUGUGAUGUCAUCACUAAUGGUUCAUGUACAUGUAUCAAUGCCCUUCCAACCGACGGACAGUUCUGCCAAGUACUACCUUCUAAAUACGUGAUUGACAUUGAUUUGAGAUUCUUUGACUUGUUCCUGGUGGAUUACUUAAGAAAUCUCGUCAGAAAUAUCAGCCUGCCUUUGACUCUGAGAAACAGCAUUAAUAUCACAGACAUCGAUAUGAAUACUGUGUGUGGGUUAAAUGGAACAGAAUAUGAGUGCCAGUGUGAGCAGGAUCAUGUCUGGCCCAGUGACACCUGCAGAGCCUAUCAGGUGUGUGAUGGCAUUGUGGGAGGCACUUGUGGAUGUAUUCAAGCUCUCCCUUCAGAGGGUCCACUUUGCCUGAAAGAUAUCAAUGAAUGUAAAGAUGCAGUAUCAGUGUGUGGUCCAUACUCAGAUUGUAUUAACUUCAUUGGGAGUCACAUGUGUUCAUGCUGGAGUGGAUUUAAUACCUCCAAUAAAGACAGUCCUGUGAGCCGUAACAACUCAUGUCAGGAUAUAAAUGAAUGUCUGUUCAGUUCACCUGUAUGUGGUCCAAAUUCCAUCUGCACAAAUCAGCUGGGAAGUUAUAAUUGUUCAUGUCUGGAUGGGUUCACUGCAACAAACUCACUUCUCCUCAUCAGCAACAAUAACACAUGUAGAGAUGUGAAUGAAUGUCUUCAGACGACGGAGGUCUGUGGUCCAAACUCUCGUUGCACAAACUUAAUUGGGAGUUACAGCUGUUCCUGCUUGACUGGAUAUACAGUAACAAAUAGCAGUGAACUAGUCAGGGCCAGGAACCCAUGCAAUGUGACUCUGCCUUUGACUGAGUAUCUGAUUGAAAUUCAGAUCAAUAGCAUGGACAGCAGAAUGACUGAUCAGCUGAGGAACAUCCUGAUGUAUUUCAGUUUGCCCUACACAAUCAGUGACAGCACUAACAUCACAGAAAUCAACAUAACUACUGUGUGUUCCCUGAAUGAAACCCAGUAUCAGUGUAAAUGUGAGGGUCUGUUUGUUUGGCCGAAUGACACGUGUUACUUAUACGAGGCCUGUGAUGUCAUCACUAAUGGUUCAUGUACAUGUAUCAAUGCCCUUCCAACCGACGGACAGUUCUGCCAAGUACUACCUUCUAAAUACGUGAUUGACAUUGAUUUGAGAUUCUUUGACUUGUUCCUGGUGGAUUACUUAAGAAAUCUCGUCAGAAAUAUCAGCCUGCCUGCCUUUGACUCUGAGAAACAGCAUUAA
Messenger RNA from Puntigrus tetrazona (Sumatra barb), 1974 nucleotides. RefSeq names its product fibrillin-2-like. The record is from RefSeq and is a predicted model, not a curated record. The transcript has 14 exons. NCBI's taxonomy places the organism in Eukaryota, Metazoa, Chordata, Actinopteri, Cypriniformes, Cyprinidae. Bases 1 to 1974 code for a protein of 657 amino acids. Gene Ontology annotation, molecular function: calcium ion binding.